UGGGUCUCUUGGGACUGCGUCUCCUAAGGGGCCCCAAAAUGUUACACAAUAUGGUUAAGAAAAAGGCUUUAGGGAGGAAAGAGAAGGGUCACAAGAGCUCUCUGGUCAAAGAAAGAGAAAUGCACGAAGCCCCUAAUUUUGCAUCAUCCUAAAGGAAAGCAUUUUGAAGCCAGGACUUUUCUCAUUUAGCCUUAGCUCAGACUGGCCAUGGUCCUUGGUUGGGUGUUUGUGUGAGAAAACAUGGUCACAUCCAAAGCCCCCUCUAUUACCUGCACAGAGCCUUCUGAAGGGCACAUGAUAACUUGCCUGCAUAGUCUUGCACUCACCUGUAAUGGUUGGUUACAUCCUCAUCUUUUGUCUUUCACCUCUUCCUCUGCUCCUUCUCCCCCUUUUUUAAAGAUCCAAUUCAAGCACAUUUUCUUCAAUGACGUGUCUCUGAACACAUAGCAGAAUAAUGAAUCUAGUAACUGCCAUCACUAUGCCAUCUGUGUUCCCUGUUACAAUGCUUCUCCUUCUAUACUGUCAUUCUAUCUCUACCAGACUUUCAUUUCCCUGAGUGUGGGGAUCAUGUCUUUAAUCAAUCUUUCAUUUGUUUAUUCAUUCAGUGACAUGUACCCAGUGCCUAUUGUGUUCAGGGACUGUGCUAGGUGCUGGAGAUACAAUAGUGAGUAAAGACCCACCUGCUUCCUGCUCCCUUGGAGCUCACCAUCUAGCUGGAGAGACAGUCAACCAAACACCCACCACAACAGCUGUGGCAGCUGCCCUGGUGACUGUUAUGAAUGGCAGGCAUAUGGUGCAGUGAUAACCAGCACUAAGGGCAACUGACCAAUACAUGGGGAGGUCAGGGAAGGCUUCCAUGAGUAAGUGAAGUCUUGUGAAGGCUCCUUGAUGGGCUUGGAUCAGUGAGUGAGAGCAGGUGAAAGACAAUGGAAUCAGUGAUCAAUUUAAGUUUUUAAAGUUUAAUUCCACUGAAACUACAAUGUGAAACUUCGCAAUUAGGAAGAAUUAAUAACCAAAAGAAAGCUAAUGAAAAUAAAUCUUUAAUACACUUUUUCCAUUUUUAAUCUUAGUGUUAUUUCUCAGGUGUUUAUUUCUCAAUUGAAAAUCACCAAUACAAAGUUAUUGUACCCUACUUCUACCCCCACAAUAUCCUCACCUCCCCCAACACACACACAGGAGAUUGCUACCUUGUAAGAAGACAGGACAUGUUUAAAUAAAAUAUUUGGGGAAGUCAUUCAAGAUCCAGUAUGAUAAAGUGCUAAAAUUGUGAGGGAGAGAGGAGGUAGGCUUUCACUGAAGAAGAGUGCUCAGUUCAGGCCACAAUAGUCAGGACGACUGCAAGAAUCUAAAGGCUUGAGUUAUACCCUGAAAGCACUGGAUUAUAACAAAAAGAAAAGGAAACUACUAAUGUGUAUUGUGUGCCUCUUACAUUGUAGGCACUGUGCUCGGCAAUAUUUUAUUGUAUUUUGGUCUCACUAUAGUCUUGCAAAGCAUAUCUGCAUAUUUUACAGGUGAGGAAACUCAAACUUGGUUAAUGUUAAUGUUAAAUAUUAAGUUUCCAAUAUUAUCAAAUAUUGUCUUCUCUUUUAGACUUUUCUCUAUUUUUUCAUACUUUAUUUUUAGAGACACACACCAAAUUCAUCAUGAUUGAAGAUAAUAAGGAAAACAAAGACCAUUCCUUAGAAAGGGGAAGAGCAACACUCAUUUUUUCCUUAAAGAAUGAACUUGAAGGACUUAUAAAAGCACUGAAAAUCUUCCAGGAGAAGCGUGUAAACCUGUUACAUAUUGAGUCCCGAAAAUCAAAGAGAAGAAACUCAGAAUUUGAGAUAUUUGUUGACUGUGAUAUCAACAGAGAACAAUUGAAUGAUAUUUUUCAUUUGUUGAAGAUUCAAACUAAUGUUCUCUCUGUGAAUCCACCAGAUAAUUUUACUGUGAAGGAAGAUGGUAUGGAAACUGUUCCUUGGUUUCCAAAGAAGAUUUCUGACCUGGACCAUUGUGCCAACAGAGUUCUAAUGUAUGGAUCUGAACUGGAUGCAGACCAUCCUGGCUUCAAAGACAAUGUCUACCGUAAAAGACGAAAGUAUUUUGCAGACUUGGCUAUGAACUAUAAACAUGGAGACCCUAUUCCUAAGGUUGAAUUUACUGAAGAGGAGAUUAAGACCUGGGGAACCGUGUUCCGAGAGCUCAACAAACUUUACCCAACCCAUGCCUGCAGAGAGUAUCUCAAAAACUUACCUUUGCUUUCUAAAUAUUGUGGAUACCGUGAAGAUAAUAUCCCACAAUUGGAAGAUGUCUCAAACUUUUUAAAAGAGCACACAGGUUUUUCCAUCCGUCCGGUUGCUGGUUAUUUAUCACCGAGAGAUUUCUUAUCAGGUUUAGCCUUUCGAGUUUUUCACUGUACACAGUAUGUGAGACACAGUUCAGAUCCCCUCUAUACACCAGAGCCAGAUACUUGCCAUGAACUCUUAGGCCAUGUUCCACUGCUGGCUGAACCUAGUUUUGCUCAAUUCUCCCAAGAAAUUGGCUUGGCUUCCCUUGGAGCUUCAGAGGAGGCUGUUCAAAAACUGGCAACGUGCUACUUUUUCACUGUGGAGUUCGGUCUGUGUAAACAAGAUGGGCAGCUAAGAGUCUUUGGAGCUGGAUUACUUUCCUCUAUCAGUGAACUCAAACAUGCACUCUCUGGACAUGCCAGUGUAAAGCCCUUUGAUCCCAAGAUUGCCUGCAAACAGGAAUGUGUCAUCACAACUUUUCAGGAUGUCUACUUUAUAUCUGAAAGCUUUGAAGAGGCAAAGGAGAAGAUGAGAGAAUUUACCAAAACAAUUAAGCGUCCAUUUGGAGUGAAGUAUAAUCCAUAUACGCAGAGUAUUCAGAUCUUGAAAGACACCAAGAGCAUAACCAGCGCCAUGAACGAGCUGCAGCAUGAGCUCCAUGUUGUCAGUGACGCCCUUGCUCAGGUCAGCAGGCAGCCGAGCACCUGACUGCUGCCAGUUCUAACCUCAAGAGCAUCUGAGCAUCAGUGUAGAGGCCUGUGGGCCACUUCUUGCUUUUCUUGAAGACCUGGUCGUGAAGGGACAGCAGCCAAACAGUAUUCUCUACUCUUGUUCCUUAAUGGAUUGUUAAUCUGUGAAAAUUUGUACUUGGAUGUUCUAGCCAUCACCAAUUAUUUUCUGUAACAGCUUUAGUGAAAUAUGAUUCAAUAUACCAUGCAAUUCACUGGCCACCCGUUUUUUACAUACAGAAGUUGUGUGAUCCAAUGGGUAGAUCUAGUCCCAGCCUGAUUGUUUUCCCUAAUCCAUCUUGAGUAAAAUGACUUUUAUGAUCACUUAAAACACCUUGCUGGGUAUUAUAGAACUGACCCAUGCUGUUACCUAAGAUCCUCUUAUUUCUAAAGUAUCUUACUUAUAACCAAAUUUUGCUAGGCUUGAUCACAUUUGCACCCCUGAAUUUAAUAGGAGACUAGCUGUCUCUUCUGUUAACAUCAGCAACAGAGGCCUUUGCACAUGAAGCAUACUUAGUACAGAGCAAGUAAUGUAGUUUCAAUUAUAGUGUCUUGUAGGGAAAUAGGAGUAGCUAAAUCAGGAAAGCCUGUGCAGGGUAUAAUCCUUAAGACCAGGCUAAGAAUUUUGGGCUUUAUUUUGCUGGCAGUAGGGAGUCCCUUCCCAAGUGACUAUCCUCCUUGAAACUCUUUCCUUUCUACAGAAUGGCAUGAUGCUGAUGGAAUUUUAGAUUAUCUAUUCUACUCAUGGGGCCAAGGGAACUUGGUUGGGGUACCACAUGCAAGACCCUGUACUCAGACAUGCAGCCAGGUAUCGUGAUGUGAUGGGGUUCUGGUUAGCAGGAGACAGUGAUGUCAAAGGGAGAUUCAAACUGAGACAGAUGAGAGAAGCACAGAGUUAAAGUUGGAAAAGCAGUGCUUAGCACUUCAUUUCCAACCUAUAAGGUGAGACCUAGUAAGGCAAGUUGUAAGGGUAAAGGGUGGGGAAACAGGCAAUAGAACAUAAGAAAGGUCAGGAAGAGUGUUUUAGGACUGACAUUAUAACAAUGCAGGGGUUGCAAGAACUGGUUUUUAUGUGGUGUCAACCAUGUAGUGUAGGGCAUAGGCCUGGGAUAGGCCAGUGAAGUCGGAUUACUGUAUAUAUGCUGUGCCUCUUUAAUUGGCUCCUUUCCUCCUACCACCCACUAAAGGAAGACUUUCCUCAAGUUUCUGAGUUUGGCCCUCCUCUCUGCCAUUUUUCCAUGGGAAAUGCCAUCCACAUCCAUGAUUUCCAUUCUUAUUUCAUAUGACUUCCAUAUUUACUAUUCUGACUCUGACAUAUGUCUUGAAUUUUUGUCUUCUAAGUCCAGCUACAUGCUGGAUAUUUCAAUAUAGAUGUCCCAUAAGCUAGGCCAGUGUGGUACAACUUCUUGUGGCAUCAUUCACAUAGAAUGAAAUGGGGUUGUGUAAUGAGGCAGCCUUGCCACAUAUCUCAAACUCAGUAGGUCCAAAAAGGAACUCAGAGUCACCUAUUACACCCCAUCAGCUUCCUCUCCUAGUGAGCUCACUUCUAUUCAUGGUAUACUAAGAGUCAUAGUUUCAGACAAUUUUUCAUUCUUAAUCACCUACUUAAUUAACUGUGUCCUUUUUUCCCCCACAUCAAUUCCCUAUUAAAUAUUAUUUAUUAAUAUUAUCUAUUAAUUGUAUACCAGUUAAUGUUUUAUUUCAACAGAACUUCAUAAAAAAACUAAGAAAUUUAUUUCAUUUUAUGUUAUACAAGGAAAUAGAAUUGGGAAGAAUAAUUCAUGCUACUUCAGAUUCUUUUAUUUCUUAUAAAUUUUAAUAGCUAGUCAACUAUUAAGUAUACCUUUGAUAGUAGUAGUCUAAGUUAGCUAAUCUAAAAUCAUUAGAAAUUUUGAUUAGCUGGUUUAUAGUUAGUAUAUUUGGUUGCAAGGAAAUCUUUUGCAAGCAAACCAUGAUAAACAGCAAAUUAUGCAUACUGUAUCAGGUUAUUUUUAUACAACUUGAUCAUGGUAAAGAAUCAUAAUUAUUGAAUUUUAAAAUGAUGGUAUUUAUUUUCACUCUAUAACUAAAUCACACUAAAAUAAAUAUUAAGGGUACAACCAUUAUAUUCACAACUUUAGGAUAAUGGAAAUAUUUAAUGAUUGAUUUAAGUUCUUUCUUCUUACUUCUGAAUUUGUAGUAUUUUAUAAAUCAGGAGUCCUGAGAGUCUUAGAAUUUUCAUGCAUUUAAAAUAUGUGUCUUCAAAGCAUCUAGGAUAUGUUAAUAGUUACUGAAAUAUGAGAACAGAAUUGAACCAAAAGGUUGGUUCAUAAUUCUUAAUCAGUGAAUUAAUACUCAAAGACAUAAAUGAUAUUUUUCCUGACUUUUUGAAGAAAGCUCCAAAAACUUGUGGUCAAAAUGCCUACAUUUCUUAACUUCUUAUUUUGUCAUUCAGAAUUAUAUAAUAGUAAUAACAUACCAAAAUGUACAGAAUUAUAGUUAAUUUUUAAGUUGGCUUCCAAAUUGAAAAAGAAAAAGAAACUCUGGAAUUCUCUAAAGGAACAUUAUUAUAAUAGAGUUCACAUAUUUAUUUCUAGGAAAUGUAUAAAGAUUCUGUGGUCUAUUUCAAUCUAGUCUUUGUUUUACUAUAUGAUAUACACUUAGGAUUUGCAAGUUUGUUAUUCAACUGGAUAAUAAAUGGACACAAACUUUUUGUGCUCAAAAAGCAUUUAUUUAUUUUUGUCAAACAUAUUAAAAACAGA
This is a messenger RNA of Manis pentadactyla (Chinese pangolin), 5739 nucleotides long. It is a transcript of the gene TPH1, whose product is annotated as tryptophan hydroxylase 1. Gene Ontology annotation, biological process: serotonin biosynthetic process; aromatic amino acid metabolic process. The record is from RefSeq and is a predicted model, not a curated record. Gene Ontology annotation, cellular component: neuron projection. Gene Ontology annotation, molecular function: tryptophan 5-monooxygenase activity; iron ion binding. Bases 1644 to 2978 code for a protein of 444 amino acids. NCBI's taxonomy places the organism in Eukaryota, Metazoa, Chordata, Mammalia, Pholidota, Manidae. The transcript is spliced from 10 exons.